CUGGGGUCUCCUUCCUUUGCGGUUUCGCUUUUUCCUUGUACGUCAAAGGCGCUGGGCGGUUCAUGAAUGGACUUUUCAAGUGGGAGGGCCCCUCAAUACUGGACUUUAGUAGGCAGGGAAAAGUGGGUGUAGAGCUAGUGUUUGCAUUUUCUUCAUGUCUGUUUUGUGCCAGGCAACUGAUAUCCAGCAGCUGGGAAGCAAAGGCCGUGUACAGCGGAGGAGCAGCAGCCGGGGAAAGCUAGCCCCAGCCCCGCUAGUGACAGUGACGGAAGCCCGGGGUCUGUAGUGGAGAGAUCCGUGUUGUAGACAGGGCCAUGGGGUUCCGUAAGAAGAACAAGAGCCCACCGGUGCUAAGCCAUGAGUUUGUUAUCCAAAACCACGCGGAUAUGGUGUCGUGUUUGGCUAUGAUAAUCCUUCUCGGCCUGAUGUUUGAGGUGACUGCAAAGUUUGCCAUAAUGUUCAUCACAGUCCAGUACAAUGUAACACAAGUCUUAGAUGAAAAGCAAGAAGCAGUGAACCUUUACCAAUAUGGGCCUAAAGAUGUGGCAACCGUGUUCUUCUACCUUCUAAUCGCAGUCAUUCUUCAUGCUUUGAUACAAGAAUAUAUUCUGGAUAAAAUAAACCGGAGAUUACACUUAUCAAAAACAAAACACAGUAAGUUCAAUGAGUCUGGACAGCUGGCUGCAUUUUAUCUCUUCUCCUUCAUCUGGGGCUGCAGCAUCCUCACAGCGGAGGAUUUUGCCACAAACCCGACUUUUCUGUGGGAAGGGUACCCUCACACACGCAUGGUUUUUCAGGUCAAGUUCUUCUACAUUUGCCAAAUAGCGUACUGGCUUCAUGCACUUCCAGAGCUAUACUUUCAAAAAGUCAGAAAGGAGGACAUACCACGUCAGCUCUAUUACAUUUGCCUGUAUGUUGUCCACAUCACUGGUGCCUAUGUUCUCAACCUUCACAGACUGGGCCUGGUGCUACUUGUUCCUCAUUACCUGGUGGAGCUCUUGUUCCACGCAUCACGGCUCUUUUACUUUAGUGACGAAAACAAACAGAAAGGUUUUACUCUGUGGGCUCUUCUCUUUGUUAUCGCUCGUCUGCUCACUCUAACACUGUCAGUUCUGACAUUUGGGUUUGGACUUCCCCGGACUGAAAAUCAGGGCUUCUCUUUAGUAGAAGGAAACUUUAAUGUUCUCACCAUAAGGAUGACUUGUCUAGCAGCCAUAUGUCUGACGCAGGCCUGGAUGAUGUGGAAAUUCAUCAACUUUCAGUUGAAAAAAUGGCGAGAACAUAGCCAGAACCAAGCGUCAAAGAAGAAGACAGUGAGCCCAAAGAGCAAGCCUCCUAAGAGAGAGCCCAUACGAGGAGGCUCGGCAAACGGAGUCGUAAAGUCAGAUGAGAAAAUGUCACCACGGGCCAGAAAAGCCAAAGCUUCAUAGUCAAAGUUACAUGUGACGAUGCAUAAUUACAAAAGAUUAUUUUUAAAUCCUCUCCAAAACUAAUCGUGCACAAAGAAACAUUUCGUCCACUUUGGGCGAGACUCUUUGGGGAGUCGUCAGUGUUACUGCAUAAAAAGAUUAUUAUUCACAGCGGUCUGUGUAGGUGAGGUAUGGCAGGGCAGCAUUGGUUUUGAUGCUUUAACCAGUAGAUUUUUCUCUGCAAAGUGUCCUUGAUGUAAAACUACUAUCACCGUCAGGUACUUUCAACUGACUGAAUAAUUUGUCUUUGAUUGGACUGAAAAGUAUGUGGGCAAAACUAAUGUACAGACGAACUGUACAACUUAUGAUUCAUAAUUAAGAGCCUUAGUCAUAAACCACACACUGGGCGUUAACCCCAAACAAGGUGUGUUGUAAUAUUUGAUCGAGCUGAGAUGACAAACCUGAAUAUUAAUGAUCCUGACCUGCCAUUGUCUGAAAGAGCCUUUGAAAUCCUCACCAUGGAUGGAGGCACUUAAACUUUUAUUAUUGCUCUGGUUCUAGACAGACUGAGCCUGGCAAACUUUAUAUGAGAACUGUAUCUGUGAUGCUGUAGUGAAUGCAUACAGCUAACCCUUUAUAAUGGCAUGACUGGCACCUGAGCAAACCCAGUCUUUAUGGUAAUGUUGAUGCAUGAAGGUUUGAGGCUGAAUUUGGCUCUUACAUCCUGGUCUUGUUGCAUCUCUCACAUUCGGGACACAGAUAAACUUCUAUACUUAAACACACAAGCAUUCAGUGGCCUUUUCAAAUUGCUGCAAGAGGAUUUUGUUAUUUAUUUUACUCAUUUACAGUUUUAUUUUUUAUGCUUUGAGAACUAUAACCAGCAACACAGUGGUACAAAUGCGGUCAGUUAAAUCAAAUCAAAUCUUUAUUCAAGUGUCCUUAUAACGUCAUUUGUAACAUUUGUUAGUUUGAGUUGCCUUCUUUGUUAAAGGUACACUGUGUAACUUUUCUGCUGGAGGAUCCGCCACCUGCAUGAUGUUACUGCUUUGCCUAGAGUCUUUCACAGUAUGGCUAGUGGUAGUUUUUUAUUGCUUUCAAAAUACCUUGAAAACAUACAUUCUUGCUGUGAGUGGACUAGUCUCACCACAGAUCUGACAUGUAACUUGGCUUGAUGGUGCUGGAACUGUUGUUCCCAUGUAGAUAAGUUUAAUAUUAAAACUAAAAUUCUUGCUCAAAUAAAAGGUGCAAAAGCUCUCAAAACUAUUACUUAUCUUUAUGUAUCUGAUCCAAAUUGCACUAACCAGACUAAUUAUGCAGAAAAAGUACUAGGAAAGAAUGUAUUUACAUAUAAGACAGACUUGAUUUCAAAAUCAUGAGUUUAAUCUGCCUCUUUUAACCAAUAAAUAGCAAAAAUGCAAAUCUUCAGCAAACUCACUAACUUACCCUUUCUGCUGCUGUUCCAUAAAAAAAAAUGAUUUGUCGACUACUACAAAUUUUGGUCAGCUAAGACUAAGACUAACUAACCAAUCUGACUACAAGCUGUAAUAUACUGUGGAACAUUCCAGGCAAGGCAAUAACUAGAUAAGGAGGUGUGGACCCUCCACCAGAAAAAUUACAGAACACACCUUUAAGUGAUCAGGGGCUCUUCUCUGAAUCCGUUGCCUCCCAUUUUAAACCAUGGGAGGCCUGUUAUGUGUGAAUGUUGUAUGCUGGUAUUGUGUUUGUGUCCAAUAUGGUUUUGCCUGCUAUCACUAUAGUGUAUUAACCAACUCGGGACACUGAUUAUGACAAUGACAACAGUGUUUAUUCUAACUCAUCAGUUUUAUAUCUCAAACGUAUGUCUUGUGUGAAAGCAUGACAUGUGACAAUCGCUGACGCCCUCCCUUUGGUUGAUGGAUGUAUUCAGUUCACUUUGGCUGGCAGAGAGACAGAGUUUGUACGGAGAGGUGUGAUCUAUGGGUUACUAAAUGCUUAUGUGUAACUUGUCUAUCACUUACAAACGCCCUUGGCUGGGAGAGAUUUUUCAUUUUGCCAAAUUUGGCGCACGUCCCGUUGCUUCCACCUUUUCAAUGAUUCUGGCAUUGCUGUUGCGAGUUGUGUAUUCCUGAAUUAGUCUAUUUCUGAAGCUCUGUAUUGAUAGUUUGAUCAGAACAGAGGAGGCUGUGGUCUACAUAGGGCUAGGCGAUAUGGUGAUAAUAACUGAAUCGUGAUCUUGUUCCUGUGAUUAUCUGCUAUUUUAGUAAUAAUGUGAUUCACUAUUUCUCUGUUUGAAUGCAGUUGUCAGCUCUAACGUGAGAUACUUUUUCCUAUUCGUCAAUCUCUGUAAACCUCUGGUUAAAUCCAGCUGUCACUCACCCAAUCAUAGUGAAUUGUGAACUUUCAGAUAGAACAGAUUACUUUAUUUACCUCUUAAAGGCUAUAGGAAAAUCCAAAAUGUAUGUGAUAUAUAUAUUUUGCCAUAUACCACUCCUCUAGGUCUAGAGUAGGGAGGGAGAAGAGUAGGUGUGUGCCCUUUACAUAUGGGAUUAGAGAUUGUAGAUGCAUCAAAGCAUGAUUAUGUUGUUCUGGAGAUGUAAAAAUUAAAAAGAGAAACAUUUAGUGUAAUCUCCUGAACAAGUGCCAUUUAUUCACUGUUGUGGUUAAUUUUAUGGUCCAUUCAUAAUUUGUGCGAUACUUUAACCUCAGUCAAGACAGAUGCAACUGAGAUAAGGCUAAAACAGGAGAGCUUCAUUUUUGCUAAUACAGUAUUGCCCACCCCUAUAUGGGAUCAUGAUCUGUUGGGGUGCAGCAGUGUCACAGGAGGGAGGGUGGAGCAGGGACCCAUAAGAACCAGCCUGUUACUAAACUGUCUCAGAUAUAAAAGAAAAAAAUCCUACACUGUAUCUGUCAGAUUUUUAAGAUAUUUUUCUAAAGGGGAGAUGUACUUCACUCUUGUUGUGUAAACCUGUGAUGGUUUGUUUUGCAUCCAUGUCAAUAUGAAUUGUCUUUUUAUAAAAGAUUGAAGCUUGCUGGACUGUUAAGUGUGGGUCAACAGUGCAGUGUGAGUGUUACUUCACCUUCUUCAUUGCCUUAUUAUUAAAGGUCUAUGUUACGCAACAUUGACUCUUGUGAGCUUUAAGCCAUGUUAGAAUGUUGUUACCUCAUCAAAAACAUACCUAGUGUUAUGUUUUGUCUACGUCUCCCUCAUCUUCCACCUUAUGAUGUCAUGAAGUGGUAUUUUUCAAGUUAACAGCCUACCUUUUAAUAUUUUGGUCAGUAGACAUUUGCAAUUCCACAGCUGAAAUUAUCCAAAUGAUUCUAGUGAAGGCGUGUGGAGUAGAGAAAUACAGUGAAGCUCUUCCUGUAUUACAACAUGACAUCACAUGGUGGAACAGAGUGUUUUCAUUGUGAGAGAAGAACUCAGGGUUUGCGUGCUAAACUUGUGUGAAUGAAACAAAACACAACUGUGGGUAUGUUUUUGAUGAGGAAACGUGGAUACAACAUUAUAACAUAGAUCAGAAAAUAGCGUAAUAUGGGCCCUUUAAAUUAUUUUGGCUCAAAUAUAGUGCAGGGUAAGGCCGCUGCGUAUUCACAAGACUUCAACACUUUACUAACACUUAAAGAAUAAUUAAUUUGACAAAUAGCUGUUUUUUGUCGCUGAAUAUUGACACUGCAGCUCACAGCACUGUCAGCAGAUAUGCCACUAUUGAAGCACUGUAACUUCUCAGCUUUUGGAUACCUUUGCUUUCACUUUAAAUCACUUUUUCUUAAUUUAAAUGUAUUGAGUUUCUGGUAAAAAAUAAGCUACUGUUCACAGCAAAAACUAUUGAGUAUUGUUGACACCUGUUGUGUUGUAUGCUCUGGGUGAGUUUUCUGUGCUGCUUCAGAUCUGUUACAUUAUUUUGUCCACAUUUAUUUAUGCAAUUUAUGUUCAUUAUGUUCUUGUCACUUUUUUAUUUUAUGUUUAAAUAAAGCCUUUAUUCAUUAA
Boleophthalmus pectinirostris (great blue-spotted mudskipper) is the source of this 5376-nucleotide messenger RNA. Its product is annotated as Translocating chain-associated membrane protein 1-like 1-like. The transcript is spliced from 11 exons. The record is from RefSeq and is a predicted model, not a curated record. Lineage: Eukaryota; Metazoa; Chordata; Actinopteri; Gobiiformes; Gobiidae. Gene Ontology annotation, biological process: protein insertion into ER membrane; SRP-dependent cotranslational protein targeting to membrane, translocation. Bases 315 to 1430 code for a protein of 371 amino acids. Gene Ontology annotation, cellular component: endoplasmic reticulum membrane.